AUGAACAGAGAGUUUUCAGAGACGAUUUCCUCUAUAAAAUCUGAGAUUCGUAAAUCAACUAGUGACAAGAAGGGAAGCUCUGGAACAAUACUUAUAAUAGGAGGAAGCAAGUACUACACAGGAGCACCAUACUUUGCUUCGUUGGCUGCCUUUCACUCGGGAUCGGAGCUUGUAUAUAUAUUUUCAGAACCAGAGGCCACUGUCUCUUUGAAAACACUAUUGCCAGAAUCGAUAGUUUGUGGCAUAGAGUACCAGGAAUGGAUCCUGAAAAAAGUCAGUUGCUGCAUCAUGGGGCCUGGACUUGGAAGGCCUUCAGAAGAAACAUGCAAGGAAAUAACAAGAAUUUUGUCGUAUUUAGGGAGAAGAGAUAUUCCAAUAGUCAUAGAUGGGGAUGGGAUAAGGCUAGCAUCAAAGCUGGAUAUUGGAGACCUCAAAACUGUUAUUAUUACCCCCAACACUAACGAACAAAAAUACAUUGGUGAGUUUGAAAAAAGGAUUUUCUAUGUUCUGAAAGGCUCAAACGACGUGAUCUUGUGGAAGGACAAAGAAGUAAAGAUCAACAAUGAGGGAUGCCCAAAGAGAAUUGGUGGGCAAGGAGAUAUCCUGGCGGGUACCAUAGCGUCACUGGUCUCUAAGUGCAAGCCUCCAUCUUCAGACAAAGAGGUCUUUGGGUCAAUAAUACUUGGAUGUGUAAUGGUCAGAAAAGCAGGGAGACUUGCAUAUGAAAAGUAUUGGAAGAGCUUGAUAACUAGAGAUAUAUUAGAAAUGCUAAAAGAAAGUUUCAGAGCUGGUGUUGAAGACAGCCCAGAGCUAUUGGCACUCCAAAGUAGGAAGUGA
Molecule: messenger RNA, 837 nt
Organism: Encephalitozoon romaleae SJ-2008
Lineage: Eukaryota; Fungi; Microsporidia; Unikaryonidae
Product: putative sugar kinase
Exons: 1
Coding region: 1-837 (278 amino acids)
Biological process (GO): metabolite repair
Molecular function (GO): ATP-dependent NAD(P)H-hydrate dehydratase activity
Source: RefSeq, a predicted model, not a curated record